Molecule: messenger RNA, 1272 nt
Organism: Fonsecaea erecta
Lineage: Eukaryota; Fungi; Ascomycota; Eurotiomycetes; Chaetothyriales; Herpotrichiellaceae
Exons: 2
Coding region: 1-1272 (423 amino acids)
Biological process (GO): transmembrane transport
Cellular component (GO): membrane
Molecular function (GO): transmembrane transporter activity
Source: RefSeq, a predicted model, not a curated record
AUGAGCGACUCCAAGGAUAUCAAAGUUAUCCGUGCCACCAGCGUCGACCUUGGCCGUGACUAUGGCACCGGCUCCAGCUCUCGUUCUCCCGUCGAGCAUGGACACCCCGAGAUCAUUGAAGCAAGCCCCGAGCGCGGUCCCAUCGCCCUCAGUGACGAAACAGGCGCCCCUACCAAGCCGUCAUGGCGCUCCAAGUUUGCAUUUUUCAAGACGAAGGAUUUUUGGCUUAUUCUGUGUCUGGGCCAGAUACUGGCUAUCUGCAUUACCGGCACAAACACGUUGACAAGCUUGUUGGUAGAGGAAGGGACCAGCAUCCCCGCCUUUCAGACCCUGUUCAAUUACGUAUUGCUCAAUUUCGUCUAUACGGGUUACACUCUCUACAAAUAUGGCUUUAAAAAGUGGCUGCAGAUGGUUAUCAAGGACGGUUGGAAAUAUAUUAUUCUUGCGUUCUUCGAUGUUGAGGGCAACUACUUCACUGUCCUCGCCUACCGCUACACUACGAUCCUCUCGGCUCAACUCAUCAAUUUCUGGGCUAUUGUCGUCGUCGUGGUUAUCUCUUUCCUCUUCCUCCGCGUGCGAUACCACUGGGCUCAAGUCCUCGGAAUCUUCGUAUGCAUCGGUGGAAUGGGUCUCUUGCUGGCCUCAGACCACAUCACCGGCGCCAAUGGCGGGGACGUUUCUUCCGGUAACCAACUCAAAGGCGACCUGUUUGCUUUGUUAGGUGCGACCUUUUAUGGUCUGGACAACGUCUAUGAGGAGUGGUUUGUGUCUGGCCGCCCCCUCUAUGAGGUGAUCGGCCAGCUUGGCUUUUGGGCGACCAUCAUCAACGGCGCACAGGCCGGCAUCUUUGACCGCCACUCCUUCCACACCGCGACCUGGAACGGCAAAGUCGGCGGCUAUUUGGUCGGCUACACCCUCAUUCUGUUCAUUUUCUACACGCUCGUUCCAAUCCUGUAUCGCUUCGCUAGCGCGGCAUUCCAAAACAUCUCCCUCUUGACCGGAAACUUCUGGGGUGUUAUUAUUGGAUUACAGGUGUUCCAUUUACACGUGCAUUGGAUGUAUCCCAUUGCAUUCACACUCAUUAUGAUUGGCCACUUUGUUUAUUACUUCGGAAAGGGUGUGAUGGGCGAGGCAGCCAAGGCCUGGUUGGGUGAGAACCAGGAGAAAGGAAUCGACGGAUUUGGGAGUGCGAAGAGGAAGAUUCGGCUGAUGCAGGAGAACGCGGCCGGCACCCGAGGUGGUGAAGGGACAGAAAGUAUGGGUGUGGUGUAA